ACCCGAAGUCCGCAAGGCCCGCUCGGAGGUCGGUCGGUCGAACAAGAACGGUGGGGUCUGCACGUGCUCCACCGAUAAGAUAAGAGGUACCUGGCAAGCCCAUGAGCAGCGUGAAAUAAAUUUGCCAUCGGCGCAUUCAGGGACGAGUGUCUGUCUACCUAGGGGCGGUCUUUGCUGGCAGAAAUAUUCAAGAUCCAUCAGCUCCGGCGCAUUCAUUUCCAACUCUACCUACGCGUCGCGAUCGCUUUUAUCGGCAUAAUCCAACCGAGUCGCUCCCUACAAACGACCACAACCACACAACUAAUUUCCUUUACCACACAAUGGCUUUCCCCGGCGGCGGUGCGAUGCCUCCCCAAGAGUCGCAAGGCGGAUCCCCAGGCGCCCCGGCGUCCCUAGGCCCCCCGGAUCCCGAGAUGAAGGCUAUGACCAACUUUAUGGAGAACUGCUUUACCAAGAGUAUCAUGUCCGGCGUCAUGGGUUUCGGCAUGGGAGGAUUGUUUGGCAUGUUCAUGGCAUCUAUGUCCUACGACACCCCCUUCCACACAGCAACGACGGCCGGCCAAACGACGGUGACGCCCAUCGCGGACCUGCCCCUGCGCCAGCAGCUGCGCGUGGGCUUCAAGGACAUGGGCACGCGGUCGUACAGCAUGGCCAAGAACUUUGGCAAGGUCGGCGCGCUGUUCGCGGGCAUCGAGUGCGGUAUCGAGGGUCUGCGGGCCAAGAACGAUUUGGGCAACGGUGUCGCUGCGGGAUGUCUGACGGGCGGGAUCUUGGCCAAGAAUGCCGGGCCGCAGGCUGCGUUGGGCGGGUGUGUUGCGUUUGCGGCGUUUAGUGCUGCUAUUGAUGCGUAUAUGAGGCAGCCGAGCGACGAGUAGGCGUUGAGGGGGUUGCGGUUUUGAGGGUGAUGAGGGGAGGGGGGUAAGGGACGGCAUCGCCUAUGGCGGAGAGGCCGUGUGCCUGCUCCCCUUUCUGCUCUCCUUCUUGGGGAGACGGUGGGUCGUUGUCUGUACAUGUACCAACAAAAAGGCGGACGGAAGAUGUACGAUUUUGCAUUGCACGGCGUUACGGGAACGGUUCAGUCACAUCUUACUG
Molecule: messenger RNA, 1092 nt
Organism: Colletotrichum scovillei
Lineage: Eukaryota; Fungi; Ascomycota; Sordariomycetes; Glomerellales; Glomerellaceae
Product: Tim17/Tim22/Tim23 family protein
Exons: 3
Coding region: 321-875 (184 amino acids)
Biological process (GO): protein insertion into mitochondrial inner membrane
Cellular component (GO): TIM22 mitochondrial import inner membrane insertion complex
Molecular function (GO): transmembrane protein transporter activity
Source: RefSeq, a predicted model, not a curated record